AUGACUUCAAAAGUUAAUUGGUUAAUUGAAUUUAAACGUGGUCGUACAGACACCGAUGAUGGAAUAUUAUGCGAAACGCCUACCGAAUGUAGUUUUCCUGGAGCCCCAGCUCAUUCUUCUAUAGUAUUUUCAGAUGAGAAUUUGGGUCCAGGUACUGUUGCAACAUAUUCCUGUGAGAGAGGAUUUGAGCUAUUGGGUCCGUCUCGAAGGGUAUGUCAAAAUGGCUUAUGGGUUCCAGAAGGAAUACCAUUUUGCGUUUUGAACGUCGCUGCUGGUAAAGCUCCCAUGCAAGUUAGUACAGACUCUGGAGGUAUACCACAAAAGGCAAUAGACGGAAGCACGAGCGCAUUCUUUAGUGGAGAAAGUUGUACUUUAACGAAACCCGAAAGAAAUCCUUGGUGGUACGUUAAUCUUCUAGAGCCGUAUAUGGUACAGUUGGUGAGGUUGGAUUUCGGAAAGCCGUGUUGUGGAGCGAAAAAACCCGCAACUAUAAUUGUUAGAGUCGGUAACAACAGACCGGAUUUAGGUACGAAUCCAAUUUGCAAUCGAUUUACAGGGUUUCUAGAAGAGGGUCAACCCUUAUUUCUUCCUUGUAAUCCUCCGAUGCCUGGAGCAUUUGUAAGUGUGCAUUUAGAAGCACCUAAUCCGCGCCAACUAUCUAUUUGUGAGGCAUUCGUUUAUACAGAUCAAGCAUUACCGAUUGAAAGAUGUCCUCAGUUCAGAGAUCAACCACCAGGUAGUACGGCAACUUACAAUGGAAAAUGCUACAUCUUCUAUAAUAGACAGCCUCUACCUUUCCGCGAAGCUCUCUCUUUCUGUAGAUCGAGAGGAGGAACUUUGGUCGACGAGAGCAAUCCUGCUCUUCAAGGAUUCAUUAGCUGGGAAUUGUGGAGAAGGCAUAGAAGCGACGCUGGCGGGCAAUAUUGGAUGGGAGCUCUAAGAGAUCCAGAUACCCGCGGAUGGAAAUGGUUGAGUGCUGAGGACGUUACAGUUUCAUUUUGGAAUCUACCAGUUGGCAACGGAGAUUGCGCCCGCUAUGACGGCACUAAAGGCUGGUUAUGGUCAGAUACAGAUUGUACAAUGCGUUUAAAUUAUAUUUGUCAACAUCAACCGAAAGCGUGUGGACGUCCCGAACAACCGCCAAACUCUACAAUGAUCGCUCCAAACUUCAAUGUCGGUUCAACAAUCGAAUAUUCUUGUGAUGAAGGUCACCUUCUAGUAGGACCAGCUACCAGAGUUUGUUUGGAAACUGGAUUUUAUAACGAAUUUCCUCCGGUCUGUAAAAGAAUACAGUGUGGAUAUCCAGCUGAUAUAUCCAAUGGAGAGUACAAUUUGGUGAAUGAUAGCGUCGGGUACUUAUCAAGAGUUAUUUAUUCUUGUAAUGAAGGGUAUGAGAUGAUUGGACGAGCUCAGCUGGCCUGCGAUAUCGACGAAAGAUGGAACGGACCGCCGCCGAGAUGCGAAGCCAUCCAGUGUGAACCGCCCGCUCAAAUAGAAAAUGGAAACGUUGAUAUAUCGAAUGCUACAAUUUUUGGAAUGGAAGUAACAUACAGUUGUAACGAUGGUUACGUAUUAAACGGACCAGAAAUAUUAACAUGUUUAACCAACGGACAUUACGACAAUUUGCCGCCGACUUGUCAAAUGGUAGCAACAACGGUAGUACAAAUUCCCGAACCGACGCAAACUACAAGAUUUGCAUCAACAACAACAGUAACGACAACUCUAUCACGAUCAACUGCUACAACCACAACUCGUCCAAGAACAAGAGGUACUCGCCCAUCACCGACAACUAUACGAGGCAUUGAUAUUGUAAAAAUAGCUAACAGAACUAGAAGACCAUAUUCAAGGACACCAACAGAACUUAGAUCAUCAACCGUUUCAAUACCACCAUCUAUAAUCGUAGCAGGACAUCCUCAGGACAACGAAAUAGCUGGUAGUUCUAAUAUACAACAUGGAGAAACGCCCAACGUUAAUGUACCGCUCUCGGUUGAUGGAGAAAGAAAGGAAGCUUUCGGUGCGAAAUUGAAUCUUGGAGCCAUUAUAGCUUUGGGAGCUUUCGGUGGAUUUAUAUUCUUAGCAGCUAUAAUUACAACUAUAGUAAUAUUAGUGCGAAGAAACCAAAGUGCCAAACAUUACCGACAUCGAGCAUCCCCAGACUGCAACACGGUAGCUUCUUUUGAUUCAUCCAGCUCCGAGUCCCGAAACGGAGCUCUCAAUCGAUAUUAUCGUCAAGCAUGGGAGAAUCUCCACGAAUCUGCUGGCUCAAAAGCUGGUUUACGUGCGACAAACGCAACGAAUCAUUCACCGCUUCGUAGAAAAGAAACUUUGGACGAGCCUUAUAGAACAGAACGACAUCGUGACGGCUCGGAAAUGGUCGUUUCGGAUUUGUACAGUGGCGCUAAAGGCGUCGAAAAGAAACGACACCAUCACCACCAUCAUCAUCACGAAAGUAGACCGCAUAAAGAAGGCAGAGAAUGGCGUGAUUCGCGACCUCCUCCUCACAGAGAACACAAAAGAUAUUGACAACCUUGUAUGGUUAUUACAGUACAAUACGAGGAAUAAAUUUAUUCUUAUAUUGAUUAUUAGCAGCUUAGUUUUACCUACGAAUCCGAUAUAAGCUGAUUUGAGGUAUCUGUUUUUAUGUCAAUCGUUUUAUAUUUGAUAUCUCUUAAUUUGGAUCGGCUAGAGUAAAUCGUAAAACGUAAGCUUCUACCUACUUUCCAAAUAUUUCUCAACCAGGUGCAUAAAAUAAAUGAGAUGUACUCAUUUAAUUUAGUUGGAGUUAACCAUUAUACAAAUACUCAUUACAUUGCAAAUUUUCCUCAGAGAUCGAAGGUAAACUGUAAAUUAUUUCGAUAAAUGUCAGUUAACGAAAUUUUACUUACGUGGAUGUUUUAUUUAGGUUGUCACUUAUUUAUUUUUAUUGUUGUAAACAUAUAUUUAGUCCUGGUUUAGGAAUAUUUAAGAAUGAAUGAUUUUGGUAUACCCCCUAGAUACUUUAACUAUUUCACUUUGAUAUUGUCCAAUACUAAACAUUUAUAGAGAAAGCUAUCUAUGAAAAAACUAUUUUUUUUGGGUUAAUAUAAAAUAUACAUAUGAUCGGUGAAUAACACAAUUUUGUUGACAAACACCUUUGCUGAAUAAAUAAAUAUGCAAAGGUUGUCUUAGUGAACAAAUUAAGUAUCUACCUACAUUUAUACAAAUUUAUAUCGCACUUGUACAUACAUUAUUUUAAUUAUUUAUUAUUAUGCAAUUAUUUUUCUAAGAAAAAUACGACUGUCGAUAUACCUAAGUAAUUUUUCACAGCGAAUUUUAUAAACCAUGAGAUUUGCUCAUUUAAUGAUUUGAAUACGAAAUAUUAUUAGAGAGGAUUAGAUUAUUCAAUAAUAUUUGUAAAAAGCUUCAAAGAAUUCCCUAUAUAAAUUGAGAGAUUGAAAAGCGAAUGAAAUCAAUACUCGGUGAAAAAUUUUGAUAGUCAAUUAUUAUCAUUUCUAUAUAUUGUUUUAUAAUAAUCUGAUAUUCUCUAUUAUCGAAACGAUAUUUGGUGAGUGGUAUUGUGGGUUGUUGAUGUGGCGCAGUCGUUAGUCUUAAAUGUAUCUUAUGUAAUUUUUCGUUGAAUGUAAGUUAUAAUUGUAGAAAUGAUUAUUAUA
Diorhabda sublineata is the source of this 3650-nucleotide messenger RNA. RefSeq lists its product as uncharacterized. The transcript is spliced from 11 exons. The record is from RefSeq and is a predicted model, not a curated record. The coding region runs from base 1 to 2523 and encodes 840 amino acids. NCBI's taxonomy places the organism in Eukaryota, Metazoa, Arthropoda, Insecta, Coleoptera, Chrysomelidae.